UGAACGAUUUGUAAGCAGAAAAGAAAACACCAGAGAAAAACUUGUACGGGCAGUUUCGGCCUACUGUUACCGGCUAUCGGAAAAAACGAGUUUUUUUUUUUUUAAUAUCUCUGAAAUUUCCCCUUUUUUUUCGUUUUCACAUGGCAGCCGAGAAGAGAAGCCAUGUUUGUAAUGGUGAAGAUGAGGAGGAGCAAGAAGAUCAUAAGAUGGAGCAGUUUUUUGCCCUGAUAAGGAAUUUCCACGAGGCUCGUAAUAGGAGAAAAGAUGAACUGAGACAAAGGGAUCACGACGUAAGUACGAAGAAGCAAAACAAGAUAAGGAGGUUAAACGAUGAGCAAUCAAGUUGGGUUCCAAGAUUUGAAUGGGCAGAUUUUACUGAGGAGAUUGACUUUCGAAGGCCACCUAUUAUCUUUCCAAGCCCAUACAACAAAAAAGAUGAUAAGAAAAAACAAAGAGUAGAAGAAGAUGAUGGUUUAGAUCUUAAGCUCGCCCUUUAGCUUCGGCUUUUCCUCGUUCAAAACAAUGUUAAUUACUAAGUGCUUUAAAAGAAAAUAACUUUCUGCUUUAUCAUGUAUUAUUUUGUUCUUGAUGAUAAGUGUUCAAUCUUUAAAAGAGGUUUCUGUUUAGAGAUUAAAUCUGAUAUUGAAUUUCAUUAACCAAAAGUGGAGAAAAAAAUUCAAGAGGUGGGUUGCGUCAAGCUAGCGUCCACUUCGUUUAACGUUGAAAGUUAAGGUUUCAUAUAAAAUCUUGAUUGAAGAACGUAGCGGGUAUGACAAGGGAUUUGUUUUGGUUUGUUUCGUCAGAAUUACUCAGACAACAGAGUAUUUUCUUGUAGUCUCAAUAAGCGUAGGACACCAUGUGUCCAGAUAUUUUUCAUCUGUAGUUCAAAUUCAACCAUCAUUCUGCUAAAAUGCUAAAUCCCAAUCAAUUUCUUAUCCACGUUUCUUAAUCGUAAUUUCAUUUCAAGCCCUGUGGAUGUCGGGUCCCCAACAUUCAUUCUGU
Molecule: messenger RNA, 1002 nt
Organism: Durio zibethinus
Lineage: Eukaryota; Viridiplantae; Streptophyta; Magnoliopsida; Malvales; Malvaceae
Biological process (GO): regulation of systemic acquired resistance
Source: RefSeq, a predicted model, not a curated record